Messenger RNA from Tribolium castaneum (red flour beetle), 2789 nucleotides. RefSeq lists its product as uncharacterized. The transcript has 8 exons. The coding region runs from base 349 to 2682 and encodes 777 amino acids. Gene Ontology annotation, biological process: proteolysis. NCBI's taxonomy places the organism in Eukaryota, Metazoa, Arthropoda, Insecta, Coleoptera, Tenebrionidae. Gene Ontology annotation, molecular function: serine-type endopeptidase activity; protein binding. The record is from RefSeq and is a predicted model, not a curated record.
GAAUGGUGUCGCGAGCCCGCGAAGACUGGUGAAAGAGUGCAUUUCUGUUGAGCCAGCUGUUGGUGAUGUCUGGACGAAACGGUAAAUUACAGUGCGUGCUCGAGGUGACUUUUAAGUACACGUGAUUUGGACUUUAUUGGAAAAAAAAGGAGAAAGUCUUGAAGGAGAAAAAAUCUUGGAGUGAAACCGAAGACACCGUGAUGUGAGAACAAACAUCUUCUAUUAAUUAAAAAUCAAGUGAAGAAAUCCGCGAACGGGAACAUUUAGUACAGUUACAUAAAAACAACGCGACAGAAUAUUUCGAAUUGUGUUUUUCGUGGCGAUGAAUUGUACGUGAAGUGAGUUGCAAUGACGGUCACAAUGGAAAAAAGGAACCACCAUCACAGAAAAAGCUCGUGGGACUCGAAGAUGUCGGUUAGUACCAUAAGCACCGGCCCAAGGCACUUCCGGCGGUCCCCCAGCUCGAUCUUGUCCUCCGACUCCGACAUCCGUUUCACGCGCAAAAAACUGACGUCGCAGUACCGAUGCGGCUGUUGCAUUCUUGCGACUUUCCUCCUCCUGCUGCUAAUUGCCGCAGCAGCGGUUUAUAUCGGCUAUACGUAUUUCAUGCCCGAGGCGGCCCCCGAGCAAGUCUUCCGGGGGACUUUCCGGGUGAUCAAGGGCGAUUUUUUCACACCUGACUUGACGGACACCAACACGACGAAAUUCAAGAACCGGUCGCGGAGCUACACCGAGCGACUCAACCUGCUGUUCCGGAGGAGUCCCGUGGGACACGGGUUCAUGGGCACGGAGGUGCUCGCCCUGGACGGGACCGAGGGCAAGGACUUGAUCGUCCACUUCAACGUGCACAUCGACCCCACGUACACCAUCGUGCAAGCCAGGGACGUGGAGAAGAUCUUGGCCAAGGAAAUAACUCUGGACGAGUCCCUUUUCUUCCAGAAUUUGACGAUUGAUGCGAGCAGUCUCGAAGUUAAAUCCGUCGACUUGCUGCUGGACAGCACCACGACCUCCUCGCCGUCGACCGAGCCCCAGAGGGUGACCCAGACGCCGGCGCCGCCGCGCAAGUGCUUUCCGCUGCAGCUGAAGUACUGCACCAAGUUGCCCUACAACGUGACCACGUACCCCAACCUGAUGGGGCACCGCAACGUGAUCGAAGUCAAAGACAACGUGAUCACGUUCCGGGAGCUGGUCGAUGCCGAGUGUUACCGGCACGCUUACGACUUUAUUUGCCAGAUUUUGCAGCCGUCUUGCGUUUCGGGGGAAGGACAGGACGAAAUGAUUCUUCCGUGUCGCAGUUUUUGUCGCGAGUUUAUGGCAGGUUGUGGUGCGCGUCUGUCGGAAAAAAUGAAAGAAUCGCUCGAUUGUAGCCAGUUUCCGGAAUAUAGCUGUGCAGCAAAGCCGGGUUGUGUGGAGGAAUUGCAGGCACGUGCGCUGUCGCCACGUGUUUGUGACGGUGUGAUCGAUUGUCAGGAUUUGUCGGAUGAGAGGUCGUGCACUUAUUGUCCGAAGGAUUAUAUUCAUUGUGGGAGUGGGAGGAGUUGUAUUAGGGAGAGUCAGAGGUGCGACGGGAGGCAAGAUUGUCCCGAUGGCAGCGAUGAACGAGCCUGUUUGAGCCUAACCCCGAGUAUAGAAACGGUCCGAAAAGUCGAAAUCGUGACGCCACACCUCACGCGUUACCAUUCCGAAGGCUUCGUGGCUUUCAACGAAAAGGGCGAAAUCGGCAAACUAUGCACCGAAAACCUGAACCACAGUCUUCCGGUUAACAAAACAACCGAAGUCCUGCACACCGUCGCCUCCUCUUUGUGCAAAACCCUCUCCUACCAAAACAUUUUAUCCGUCCAAGUGGAAAAAGACCUGGAAAGUAACAUAUCCUACGUCAGCAUGAAAGACCCGCUAGCGCCGGAAAUCAGUUUCGUGAGGUCGCCCUGUUUCAGCAAACAAGUUCUCAAAGUCGCCUGCUCUAAUUUAGAGUGUGGCAUCCAGAGUGCGUUUGGAACUUUGCCCAAAAUGGCGGCUCAUGGCGACUGGCCUUGGCAUGUGGCCCUUUUUAAAGAGGACGUCCAUAUUUGCGACGGCACUUUGAUUUCGGCAGACUGGGUUAUAACCACGACUUCGUGUUUCCAAGGGCAACCGAAAGCCGAGUGGACCGCUCGGUUCGGUUCGGUUCGGUUGCUAAGCACCUCGCCAUGGGAACAAGAGCGCAGGAUUGUGGGAAUGGUCAAGUCACCGGUCGAAGGUAGCACUGUUGCAAUGGUGAAACUUGACCAAAAUGUAAUUUACAACGACUUUGUGCGUCCGAUUUGUCUCCCGGAUGAUAGUCUGGUGUUGCAACCUGAGGCCAACCUGGACUGCAACACCCUAGGCUGGGCCAGGAACAGGGAGCAGUUGCAAAGGGUUCAAGUCAAGGUCACACCAAUGGAAAAGUGCGAAAAUGUCAGUAUUUCGACCGUUAAUAGUCUUUGUACGGAGACUUUUUACGGGAAGGACGAUUGCAAUGAGGAGGAGUUUGCCGGAAGUCCGAUGGUUUGUCAUAAUUCGAACACCAAAACUUGGACUUUGGUGGGUGUUACGAACUGGAGGAUUGCCUGCUCGAGUAAUAGUGUUCAAAGGCCGCGAAUGUACGAUAAAAUCACGUCGAAUAUUAACUGGAUUAGGGAGACCAUGAAGGCGGCGAAAACGUGAAAAUUAUGUGCCAAUUAACUGCGAGAGACUGACGGAGCGUGAGCGACCUGUGUGUAGAUAUUUUGUUGUUUCAUAUUUUAACACUGAAAAUAUAUACUUUUUUAUUA